CAAACUCAGAAUUGAAUAGGCGGAAAGAAACAUUUUAACUACAGCACCAAGAACAAAACUAACUUCCUCAACUGUUUCUGAGAGAGAGAGAGAGGGGGAUGGAGCAAGGGCAAGUCUUUAUACAUAUCUUCAUCUGUCUCCUUACUCUCCUCUCUUGCAUCCUUGUCCUGAAAGCCAAGAGAAUAUUUUCAUACAUGUCCUUAAUCCUGAAAAAGGAGAAAGUAGUAACCUGGCGAAAGUCUAGGCUCCCUCCAGGCUCAAUGGGGUGGCCUUGUAUAGGAGAAACUCUGCAACUUUAUUCUCAAGAUCCCAACGUCUUUUUUACUGAUAGACAAAGAAGGUAUGGAGAAGUCUUCAAGACUAACAUUUUAGGUUGUCCUAGUGUGAUGCUGGCUAGCCCUGACGCAGCUCGAUUUGUGUUGGUGACUAAAGCUAACUUAUUCAAGCCUACAUAUCCCAGGUGUAAGGAGGUUUUGAUAGGCCCUUCCGCCCUGUUUUUCCACCAAGGAGAUUACCACAUGCGCCUGAGAAAGCUGGUGCAAAGCUCCUUAUAUCCUGAGGCUAUUCGUAAUCUUGUCAAUGAUGUUGAAGCUAUUGCAAUCGCUACGUUGGAGUCCGUUGCAGGGGGCCAUGUUCUUAACACUUUUGAUGAAAUGAAAAGGUACUCAUUCGAAGUGGGCAUUCUCGCUAUUUUUGGUCAUUUGGAAGCCCCACGUAAAGAAGCAUUGAAGGAAAACUAUAGCAUUGUGGAUAAAGGUUACAAUUCUUUCCCAACAAAAUUUCCUGGAACUCGUUACAGAAGGGCCUUACAGGCAAGGAAAAGGCUAAGUGAAAUCCUCAGCACGAUCAUAAGUGAAAGGAAGGAACAAAGAACACCUGAGAAAGACCUGUUGGGAUGUCUUCUGAAUUACAAAGAUGAAAAUGGUGAAGUCCUGAAGGAGGAUCAGAUUGCAGAUAACAUCAUUGGUGUUCUAUUUGCCGCCCAGGAUACUACAGCCAGUGUCAUGACAUGGAUAGUCAAGUACCUCCACGAUAACCCGAAACUUCUGAAGGCUGUAAAGGCCGAACAGAAGGCUAUCUACCAAUCAAAUACCAAAGAACAUUGUCAGUUGACAUGGGCUCAGACUAGAGAGAUGCCAUUAACUUACAAGGUCAUCUUAGAGAGCUUAAGAAUUGCAAGCAUUAUAUCUUUCACAUUUAGGGAAGCAGUAGCUGAUGUAGAGUACAAAGGGUACCUUAUUCCAAAAGGUUGGAAGGUAAUGCCUUUGUUCAGGAAUAUUCAUCACAAUCAAGAAUUCUUUACUGAACCCCAGAGAUUUGAUGCUUCAAGAUUUGAGGUUGCCCCAAAGCCCAACACUUUUAUGCCAUUUGGCAGCGGAGCACACGCCUGUCCUGGUAAUGAGCUUGCAAAGCUGGAAAUGCUCGUACUGAUCCACCACCUAGUCUCCAAGUUCAGGUGGGAAGUGGUGGGAUCUAAUAAUGGAGUUCAGUAUGGUCCAUUUCCGGUCCCUCUGCGUGGACUCCCAACCAGAUUAUGGAAAGAAUCUACCGCCUAGCACCAAAGGACAAGAAGGAGCAGCCUGGCUUCUUGCGACGGCACAUCCAUCCCCUUCAUCGAAUUUUAUCAAUUAGAUUCAGUUAGUACAAGGAAAUUCUCUCUAACUCUAUCCCAUCGCAAAGGAAAUCGGGAAUAGAUUAAAGAUCUCCCAUUUUCUUUCAAUGAUGACAAGUUAUGUUCUUCAUUCUCAUUUCUCAAUCAAGAAUUUCAUUUUACAUCUC
Molecule: messenger RNA, 1779 nt
Organism: Coffea eugenioides
Lineage: Eukaryota; Viridiplantae; Streptophyta; Magnoliopsida; Gentianales; Rubiaceae
Product: abscisic acid 8'-hydroxylase CYP707A1-like
Exons: 9
Coding region: 99-1556 (485 amino acids)
Biological process (GO): sterol metabolic process
Molecular function (GO): heme binding; (+)-abscisic acid 8'-hydroxylase activity; iron ion binding
Source: RefSeq, a predicted model, not a curated record